AUGGUUCAAUCAUCUAUCCUUGGUUUCCCCCGCAUGGGAGCUCUCCGUGAGCUGAAGAAGGCGACAGAGGCGUACUGGGGCGGCAAGCUUUCCCAAGCUGAGCUGCUCACCGAAGCCAAGAGACUUCGUCUUGAGCAUUGGAACAUCCAGAAGAAUGCUGGUGUCGAUGUCAUCCCCAGCAACGACUUUGCUCUCUACGAUCAGGUUCUCCACCAGAUCCAGGACUUUGGUGCUGUUCCUCCCAGAUACACCAAAUACAACCUCGACCCUGUAGAUGAGUACUUCGCUAUGGGCCGUGGUCUCCAACGCGAGGGUGUCGACGUCCCUUCCUUGGAGAUGGUGAAGUGGUUCGAUUCAAACUACCACUAUGUCAAGCCAACCUUCCAGAACGAUCAGGCUUUCAAGCUCUCUGCCACCCCCAAGGCCGUUGCCGAGUUCAACGAAGCCAAGGCCGCUGGCAUUGUCACCCGUCCCGUCCUCGUUGGCCCCGUCUCUUUCCUGCAGCUCGGAAAGGCUGACCGUGACCAAACUGUCGACCCAAUUGAUCUCCUCGAGAAGCUCCUCCCAGUCUACAUUGAGCUGCUCACUCAAUUGAAGGCUGCCGGUGCCGAGACCGUCCAGAUCGAUGAGCCAAUUCUCGUUCAGGAUCUUCCAUCCAAGACCAAGGCUGCUUUCAAGCCAACUUACGAGAAGCUUGCCGCUCUCGGUGACAAGAUCCCCAAACUUGUUUUUGCUACCUACUUCGGUGACAUUGUUCACAACAUCGAGGCUGUUCCUAAGGACGUCUACGCCGUCCACAUUGACUUGGUCCGUAACCCGGAGCAACUGAGCACUGUCAUCUCCGCUCUGGGAGACAAGACCAUCCUUUCUGCCGGUGUCGUUGAUGGCCGUAAUAUCUGGAAAACCAACCUCAAGCGUGCCAUUGAGAUCGUGGAAACCGCCAUCCAGAAGCUCGGAAAGGACCGUGUCAUUGUUGCCACCUCGUCUUCCCUCCUCCACACCCCACACACUCUUGCCAGCGAGAAGAAGCUCGAUCCCGAGAUUGCUGACUGGUUCUCCUUUGCUGUUGAGAAGGCCUCCGAGGUUGCUGUCAUCGCCAAGGCUGUCACUGAGGGCCCAGCCGCUGUCCGUGAGCAACUUGAGGCCAACGCCAAGUCCAUGCAAUCCCGUGCCAGCUCGACCCGUACCAACGAUCCCAAAGUCAAAGAACGUCAAUCCAAGGUAACUCCCGAGAUGUACAACCGCAAGUCCGAGUUCCCUAUCCGUAUGGCUGCUCAACAAAAGUCUCUCGCUCUGCCCCUCUUCCCAACCACCACCAUCGGUUCCUUCCCCCAGACCAAGGAGAUUCGCAUUCAACGUAACAAGUUUACCAAGGGCGAGAUUACCGCCGAGGAGUACGAGAAGUUCAUCGAGAAAGAGAUCCAAGAUGUCGUCAAGAUCCAAGAGGAGCUUGACCUCGACGUCUACGUCCACGGUGAGCCUGAGCGUAACGACAUGGUGCAAUACUUUGGUGAGCGACUUGACGGUUAUGCCUUCACCACUCACGCCUGGGUCCAAUCUUACGGUUCCCGCUGCGUUCGCCCACCCAUCGUUGUUGGUGACAUAUCUCGUCCAGCACCAAUGACCGUCAAGGAGUCCAAGUACGCCGUCUCCAUCUCCAAGAAGCCCAUGAAGGGUAUGUUGACCGGUCCCAUCACCUGUCUCCGAUGGUCUUUCCCCCGUGACGAUGUCCACCAAUCUGUCCAGGCUGAGCAACUUGCUCUCGCUCUCCGUGACGAAGUUGUCGACCUCGAGGCCGCUGGCGUCUUCGUCAUCCAGGUCGACGAGCCCGCUCUUCGUGAGGGACUCCCUCUUCGCGCCGGAAAGGAGCGUGAGGCUUACAUCGACUGGGCCGUCAAGUCUUUCCGCCUCUCCGUCUCUGGGGUUCAGGACUCUACCCAGAUCCACUCCCACUUCUGCUACUCCGAAUUUCAAGACUUCUUCCACGCCAUCGCUGCUCUCGACGCCGAUGUCCUCUCCAUUGAGAACUCCAAGUCCGAUGCGAAGCUCCUCAAGGUCUUCGUCGACGCAGCUUACCCUCGCCAUAUCGGCCCAGGUGUCUACGAUAUCCACUCUCCCCGUGUUCCCUCUGAGCAGGAGAUCAAGGACCGCAUCGAGGAGAUGUUGCAAUACCUCAAGCCGGAGCAGCUCUGGAUCGAUCCUGACUGCGGUUUGAAGACCCGCCAAUGGUCGGAGACCAAGGCAGCGUUGGUCAACAUGGUCAACGCCGCCAAGUUCUACCGCCAGAAGUAUGCCAAGUAA
Molecule: messenger RNA, 2301 nt
Organism: Drepanopeziza brunnea f. sp. 'multigermtubi' MB_m1
Lineage: Eukaryota; Fungi; Ascomycota; Leotiomycetes; Helotiales; Drepanopezizaceae
Molecular function (GO): zinc ion binding; 5-methyltetrahydropteroyltriglutamate-homocysteine S-methyltransferase activity
Source: RefSeq, a predicted model, not a curated record